Molecule: messenger RNA, 2506 nt
Organism: Peromyscus eremicus (cactus mouse)
Lineage: Eukaryota; Metazoa; Chordata; Mammalia; Rodentia; Cricetidae
Product: sperm-associated antigen 6
Exons: 11
Coding region: 124-1653 (509 amino acids)
Biological process (GO): neuron projection extension; sperm axoneme assembly; filopodium assembly
Cellular component (GO): microtubule cytoskeleton; acrosomal vesicle; sperm principal piece
Molecular function (GO): microtubule binding
Source: RefSeq, a predicted model, not a curated record
CAUCCGGUUUGGGUCGGUUGCCCUGGAGACCGAUACACAGAGGAACGGAUCCUAGUGCAGGCCGGGAGGUGGCGGAGGUCCUGUUAUCUGCAGACCAGCUGCGCCUGGCGGACCAGCUACACCAUGAGCCAGCGGCAGGUGCUGCAAGUGUUCGAACAGUACCAGAAAGCCCGGACGCAAUUCGUGCAGAUGGUGGCGGAGCUGGCGACCAGACCCCAAAACAUCGAGACGCUGCAGAAUGCAGGUGUAAUGUCUUUGCUGAGGCCUCUUCUUCUGGACGUGGUCCCGACAAUUCAACAGACUGCUGCUUUGGCUCUGGGGAGAUUGGCCAACUACAACGAUGACUUAGCAGAAGCAGUUGUGAAGGGCGACAUUCUUCCACAGCUUGUUUACUCACUGGCAGAACAAAAUCGUUUCUACAAGAAAGCAGCUGCCUUUGUGCUGAGAGCAGUUGGUAAACAUUCUCCGCAGCUAGCCCAGGCCAUAGUUGACUGUGGAGCUCUGGACACACUGGUGAUAUGCUUGGAAGAUUUUGACCCUGGAGUCAAGGAGGCUGCAGCCUGGGCACUUGGAUAUAUUGCAAGACAUAAUACAGAAUUAUCUCAAGCUGUGGUGGAUGCAGGAGCAAUUCCUCUUUUAGUUCUCUGUAUCCAGGAGCCAGAAAUUGCUUUGAAAAGGAUUGCUGCAUCUGCCCUCAGUGAUAUUUCCAAGCAUUCUCCAGAGUUAGCACAGACAGUGGUGGAUGCUGGAGCUAUUGCUCACUUAGCCCAGAUGAUCCUCAACCCUGAUGCAAAAUUGAAGCGUCAAGUCCUUUCAGCUCUCAGUCAAAUUGCAAAGCAUUCUGUGGACUUGGCAGAGAUGGUUGUUGAAGCAGAGAUUUUCCCCGUUGUGCUCACCUGUCUGAAGGACAAAGAUGAAUAUGUGAAGAAAAAUGCUUGUACUUUAAUUAGGGAGAUUGCAAAACAUACGCCCGAGCUUUCUCAGUUGAUUGUUAAUGCAGGAGGUGUGGCUGCCGUGAUUGACUGCAUCGGGUCCUGCAAAGGGAAUAUACGGCUGCCUGGCAUCAUGAUGCUGGGUUACGUGGCCGCUCACUCUGAGAACCUGGCCAUGGCGGUGAUCAUCUCCAAGGGUGUACCCCAGUUGUCAAUCUGCCUCUCAGAAGAACCAGAAGAUCACAUUAAGGCUGCUGCUGCCUGGGCCUUAGGACAGCUGGGAAGACACACGCCAGAGCACGCCAGGGCUGUGGCGGUCACAAACACGCUGCCAGUUCUGCUGUCUUUGUACAUGUCACCGGAGAGCUCUGAGGACUUGCAGGUGAAAAGUAAAAAAGCCAUAAAGAAUAUCCUUCAAAAAUGCACCUACCUCCCAGCCCUCGAGCCGUUCCUGUACGAUGCGCCUCCCAACAUCCUGAAACACGUUGUUGGGCAGUUCAGUAAGGUGCUGCCGCAUGACAGCAAAGCUCGGCGGCUUUUUGUAACUAGCGGAGGACUUAAAAAGGUCCAAGAGAUAAAAGCGGAGCCCGGCUCUCUCUUGCAGGAAUACAUCAACAGCAUUAACAACUGCUACCCAGAGGAAAUAGUACGAUACUAUUCACCUGGAUACUCAGAUACACUUCUACAGAGGGUGGACAGCUACCAGCCACUUGCCAACUGAAGAAAGCAUAUUUUUGUACUCCUCAGUGUUCCAGGAGAGUAUGAAUAAUGAUUGUUAAAAUUCUUUGAAAGUACAUUCUAGCUUUAUUCAAUGUGAGAUACCUUUAGAUAAUGUUUUCUAAGUGUGUGUAAUAGUUUAAGAAUAAGUAGCUGGAAUAUAUGAAGGACUAGUCAUAGUCAUUUGCAUGCAUAGGAAUUUCUCUAAUGAUAGACUUAAAAAGAUAUUAUUAAAAGGUUUAAAACAUUUGUUAUUGUUCUGCUGAAAACCACAUACAAACACACCCUCCAACUAGCUGAGAAAUGCUCUUCAGCAAUGGUUAGGCUAUUUCAGCCAUUUUCUAAUACACAUAGCUAAGGAAAACUUGCCCUUCAAGUUACACAGAAGCAUCUAGAGGGAAAAGACCUGAAAGGUGAACCUGAUGACAGAGGCCAAUAACCUUGAAAGAGGCUCUGAUGCUGGUCACUCAAACACACUGGACUAAUGCAGGAGCUGGAGAGCCUGUUAGGUUUCACAAGAACUUAGGCACAGUCUUCUCAUUCCCGCUAGUUUUGAAGCUCUUUUCCUUCACUCUGGGGUUCCUCAUUGAAGGGUUCCCAGCAUUACAUUCUGGUAUCUGUGCUCUCCAUUCCUCUUGAGAAGUUUCUUAUUCAUGAUCCAUACUCAAGGAUAAGACAUGGAAGAUUUGCCUCCAUUACUCCCUUGUCCUGGGUUCACUUCACCCAACUUCAGAAGUCAUGUUUUCAGGGAUUUAAGUAAUUUGAGCAGAAUACACCAGACUCAGACUUUAUUGACAUUUUAUGUUAGAUUCAGUAAUGGGGUCAAAGAAGAUUUCAAUAAAAUGUUAAAAACAGCA